This is a messenger RNA of Jaculus jaculus (lesser Egyptian jerboa), 2025 nucleotides long. It is a transcript of the gene Prxl2c, whose product is annotated as peroxiredoxin like 2C. The record is from RefSeq and is a predicted model, not a curated record. NCBI's taxonomy places the organism in Eukaryota, Metazoa, Chordata, Mammalia, Rodentia, Dipodidae. The coding region runs from base 1 to 678 and encodes 225 amino acids. The transcript has 6 exons.
AUGGCCGCGCCGGUGACCCGGCAGGUCAGCGGCUCCGCUCCGGCCCCGGCCCCGGCCUCCGCCGGCCCGGAACACUGGCAGCGCCUGGCGGCCGCCGUCGCAGAGCUCCCGGUACUGGACGCGGCGGGCAGGCUGGUGCCGUUUGGCGCGCUGUUCGCAGAGCGGCGGGCCGUGGUGGUGUUCGUGCGGCAUUUCCUGUGUUACAUUUGCAAAGAAUACGUGGAAGAUCUGGCUAAAAUCCCCAAGAGUUUCCUGCAAGAAGCAAAUGUCACCCUUAUAGUAAUUGGACAGUCUUCUUACCAUCACAUUGAGCCUUUCUGCAAACUGACUGGAUAUUCUCAUGAAAUUUAUGUUGAUCCUGGGAGAGAAAUUUAUAAAAGAUUGGGGAUGAAAAGAGGUGAAGAAGUUGUCUCCUCAGGACAGAGCCCCCAUGUAAAAUCGAACCUGCUCUCGGGAAGCCUGCAAAGCCUGUGGCGGGCAGUGACGGGCCCUCUUUUUGAUUUCCAAGGUGACCCAGCUCAGCAAGGUGGAACCCUCAUUUUGGGUCCAGGUAACAUCAUCCAUUUUAUACACCGUGAUAGGAAUAGGUUGGAUCACAAGCCCAUAAACUCUGUGUUACAGCUUGUAGGAGUUCAGCACGUGAACUUUACAAGCAGACCCUCCAUUAUCCAUGUGUGACUCGACACUGAAUCUGCCUCUUGUCCUGGAAAUGUGUCUUCACUGCAAGGUGUCACAGCUCUGUUCAGUGUCUCACCUGCUCGCCCUUCCCAGCCCUUGAUGUGUAAUGAACACAGAGAGUACCUGUUGUCAAAAAUGUGAUACACAUUUAAAUAUUUUUGUCUGUGUGUGUGAGCACAUGUAUGUGUAUAGGUGUAUAUGCACAUUGUACGUGUGUGUAGGCCAGGGGCUGAUACUGGAUGCCUUCUUCAGUCACUUUCUACCUUAUUUUUUUUCUCAAUUUUUUUUAAAAUUUUUAUUAACAUUUUCCAUGAUUAUAAAAAGUAUCCCAUGGUUCUCUACCUUAUUUUUAACAAAACAGAAUUUCACCAAUUAUGAACCCAGAUCUCACCAAUUUGGCUAGCAUAUCUAGCCAAUUUGUCCCAGGGUUCUACCUGUCUCUGCCUCUCCAGUGCUGGGAUUGCAGGUUGUAGCUGCCAUGCCCUUUAUUUACAUGGGCUCUAGGGAUCUGAACUCAGGUCCUCAUGUUUACAUGGCAAAUGAUUUUACUGACCAAGCCAUCUUCACCAUUUCUAAAGUUUAUACAUUUUUAUGGCUUUUGCAGUUUUAUACCAAAUAAUUAUAGAAAACAUUUUAAUACUUAUAACAUUAUGAAUACCAUUUUAUAUAUAGUAAAUCCAUUCAAUAAAAGAAUUUUUGGCAAUUGAACUGUAUAAAGGGAAGGCAAGGUCAGAUAUGAUGGUGCAUAGCUAUAAUCUUAGGCUUAGCUUGAGGCAGGAGGCCAGUUCGAGCUCCACACAGUGAGACCUUGCCCCAGAAAAACAGUCAGUCAUCAAACAGUGAAAGAGAGGGAAGAAUGAAGGGAAGGGAAAGCCACUCAAGACCAUUUUAUUCAGUUAAAGAAAAAAAUUUGUAGUAUAACCACUUUUUAAAAAUAUUUUUGUAUGCUUAGAAAAGACGAAAUGAUACACCGUGUGUGUGCAGGGUGAUGACAGGUGUUUUUGCUCUUCCAAACUUCACAGUACUUCACCUGUUCUCUGGUGAGCCUGAGUGACUUGCCUGACCAGAAUGGUCUUGAAAGGGCCAACACCUGCCUACAGAACUCUCCCGCAGGGAGCGGAGUGCCCAGGUUGAACUUCCAUUGUGUUUGCGCUAAUGAAACCUCAAACAUCUCACAGCCACUGGCCCAGAGCUCCUGCACACUACACACCCACCACCCAGUUCACUGGGAGUUACUGAUGGAGUGAGGAGGGUCGAAAAAAAUACUAUGGGGUUUUGUUUUAAAAGUUCUCAUGCCUUGUACGGUGUGGUGGCGCACGCCUUUAACCCCAGCACUUGGGAGGCAGA